This is a messenger RNA of Micromonas pusilla CCMP1545, 474 nucleotides long. RefSeq lists its product as uncharacterized. Gene Ontology annotation, biological process: retrograde vesicle-mediated transport, Golgi to endoplasmic reticulum. The transcript has a single exon. The record is from RefSeq and is a predicted model, not a curated record. The coding region runs from base 1 to 474 and encodes 157 amino acids. Gene Ontology annotation, cellular component: membrane; Golgi apparatus. Lineage: Eukaryota; Viridiplantae; Chlorophyta; Mamiellophyceae; Mamiellales; Mamiellaceae.
AUGCACCGCCGCCUGUGCGGGCAUCAAGGCCUCGUCGCCGCGUCACUCGUCGCGGUCAAGCAGAAGAUGCCGGACGCGCCCGUCGCGGUGAAGGGGCUGCGUCGGCUGACGUGCAAUCAGCUUCCGUUUUUGUUUUUGCUCGCGACGCUGGCGGGGGGCGCGGUCGUCGGCGACGUCCUCGGUCGAUUCGGGUUCUCGCUCUUCGGGUGGUACGCCGCGUGGCUGUACUUGCGGUUUUAUCAGCCGUCCAGAGACGGCGGCGGCGGCGGCGCGAGGGGCGACGGCAGCGACGCGUUCGCGUUCGCGACGUUCUUCCCGGCGCCGGCGCGGCAAUUCGUCCAGCCGCUCGCGGUGAGACAAACCGCGACUGCUCCCCGUACGCGCGCUCCAUACGUUCGCGCGUCGAUCGUCCGUCCUGUCUUCGCUUCAGGACUUCUCUUCUUUCGCGCGCGCGCUGUGAACCUCACGUUCUGA